Messenger RNA from Spodoptera littoralis (African cotton leafworm), 795 nucleotides. Lineage: Eukaryota; Metazoa; Arthropoda; Insecta; Lepidoptera; Noctuidae. The record is from the annotation of a GenBank genome assembly.
AUGGUUGAUCAAAUUGAAAUGGCUUUAGAUGACAUCAUAAAAGCUAACAAAAAGGCACCCAGGGGCGGCGGCGCUGGACGUAAAUUCAGUACAGCAAGAAAACCUGCUGGUGGUCGUGGUGGAGCUGGAGGAGGAUUUAGAAAUGGCCGCACGGGGGGCGUUUUGCGCGGUAGAAACCGUGGCGGUAUAUCUAAAUCAACAAAUUACUCAAGGGGCGAUGUUAACAGCGCAUGGAAACAUGACAUGUUCAAUGACUUUGGUGAACGGAAGAUUCAAAGAAACACCAUGCCAUCUAUCACAACUGGCCCCACAAAAUUAUUAGUAUCCAACUUAGACUUUGGAGUCUCUGAUUCUGACAUACAAGAGCUGUUCUCAGAAUUUGGAAUUCUGAAAAGUGCAGCUGUACAUUAUGAUAGAUCUGGAAGAUCUUUAGGUACUGCGGAUGUUGUGUUCGAGAGGAAAGCUGAUGCAUUAAAGGCAAUGAAGCAAUAUAAUGGAGUGCCAUUAGAUGGAAGAGCAAUGAAUAUUCAAUUAGCUACUUCGGAGAUAAGCAACUUUAGAAACGAAGAAAGAAAUCGAAUUGGUGGCGGCGGAGGCAACACUGGCGGCAAUGGACCAGUCAGGAGAAAUAUGAACAGAGGUGGACCAAACCGAAAUCAAGGUGGAGGUGGAUCCCGUGGUAAUGCUCGCCGUCCUGGCCGUGGAGGAGCUGGAGCAGGCCGCGGAAAACGUCCUGUACCAACUGCAGAACAGUUAGAUGCUGAACUUGAUGCUUAUGUUAAAGAAAUUAAGUGA